CUUCUCGGCCGGGGGUAGACCCACCGCAUCCUCCAAAUGGCCGGCGUGUCGAGCAACGGCAAUGCAAAGGCCCAUGAGAGGAAGCAUCCUUCGGCCCCUUCGCGGCAUGGCUUCUCUACCGUGACUUCGUCCUUCGCUCAUCAUGUCCACCCCUUCUUCUUCUUCAGUGACGCUGGAGGCUCUUGCUGCAAGUCUGGAAUACGACCUGGACAUCAGCCAAGUCUUGACAAGUGCUCGGUCUGAUGUUGCCAACAUCAUUCUAGUUGCUAUCAUCGUUCUCAUUGUCCCUAUUGCUUUAUGGAAGCAAUGGAGGGCGGGUACCCUGUGGAUCUGUCGGCUGGAGAGGACCAAGCGUGGAACAUACUUUGUGCUUCAUCCCCUGAAUUUUCUGCUGCCGCUUUUAGGCGUGAGCGCUAUUCUUGUCGUAUCGGCACUUGCCAUACUGCUGGCUCCCACGCCACCUCACCCUCAACUGCAGUACCGCCGCUACAUCGCCAUGCUCUAUGCAGCAUCGAUUAUGGUGCUAGUACUGGGCUCGGGCGUUGUCAUGGGCACUUUCGCUGCUUUACGCUUUCACGAGCGGCCGACUGGUAAAACGUCGCUCCUGAGGUCCUUUCUGUCCAGCGUAAUCGGUUGGCACAUUGCACACACUCCUGCGCUGGCGCUCAUAGCCACUGGAGUACCAAUCGUCGUGGUAAAUGACGUAUACCUGUCGCGGGCUUUCAGCAAGUUGGCACGGCUGCGACAGCUCGCUCAAGGAGCCCCGGCUAUGCCAGCGUCAGCCUCAGAGGUCGCUCUUGCUACAGCUGCAAGAGCAGACUUCUUCCGAGCCUAUGAAGCUUUUCGAGUCUACCUCUUCCUCUGGCCUGCCUAUUGUCUUGCAGGCUGUCUGGUUCUCGCGCCGCUCACCUACUACCUUGUCCGGUACUUGUGGCGACAGCUUCAGAGUACAAAGGCCGCAAAACAGACGGGCUCGGAGUCUAAAAGGACAAUCAGAUACUUGGAGCUGUCGAUCGGUAUCGUCGCUGGUGUCUACUUCCUCAUUCUGGCCACUUCCAUCAUCCUUUCGACUAUGGCUCUAUCCCAGGGUGUAACACUAAACAGGAUUCUCAGAGAAGGGGUCUCCCGCAUUCGUGAUGCCCAACAGGUGACGAUCACCGGCCUACCCUGGUUCUGCUGGGUGCUGGCUAUCGCUGGCCUAGGAGCAGGCACACUGACAAGCUCUCGGCUCCUAGCAGCAGUCUCAGCACACAAUGACCGGAUCAAGUCUGACCAUCAGGAGAUCAACGGGUGGAGCGCGCUAGCUUCAGCGAAGGCAAACGCUGCCAGCCCGAACGAGUCCGCUGCGUCGCCAGCGGUCAGUGCCGAUGGAAAAGAACUGGCUUAAUCUAUCGCGGGGACAGACCUUACCGCCGAACACAGCGGUCACAGCUCCAGCGAUGGCCACAACAAAAGUCUCUUUGUCCCUUUGGCGCCAGCAGAAGAGCACCUAGACACUCGUGCUCGAUGUGAGGGCCUUGAGGUCGGGGGGUCAGGCCCGAUCAUGCGCAAUGGCCCAAUAUAAGUAUUGCCCCCACAGGCAGCAAGUCUUGUACUGCAGGCGACGGUCGAUCGCCAACCCUGCAUCAUCAAGGGAUAAUUGUCUUGACAGUCUAACUUACGAUCGUGUCCUGAAGCGGAACGUUCCGGUCCUGGUGCUGGUCGUCCCUUUGUCGGCAGCAGUUCUUGAUGCAGGCUGCGCCGAGCGCUGCAGAGAAGAGAGUUGGACCUUUGGCGCACAUUGGGCCGAUCGUCUUCACCUUGUAUCGCUACCAUCAGAGUCUCAUCUAGCUUGCAUUGUGGCUAUGUGCCUUGUAAUAAUAUGUAUCAACAGUC
Microstroma glucosiphilum is the source of this 1875-nucleotide messenger RNA. RefSeq lists its product as hypothetical. The coding region runs from base 143 to 1387 and encodes 414 amino acids. Lineage: Eukaryota; Fungi; Basidiomycota; Exobasidiomycetes; Microstromatales; Microstromataceae. The record is from RefSeq and is a predicted model, not a curated record. The transcript is spliced from 3 exons.